AUGAAUCCCGACGACUACGAUUUGAGUACAUCGGAUGGCUGCAGACGAGCCUUGACUCGAGCCUUGUUCGAUGCCGUUAAUGAAGCCAAGACGGAAUGCUUGGCACAAAUGCAGCGGGAGCAGGCGGCGGCGGAGGUAGAGGUGCGGGUCCCUCACCCGAUACGACGUCGGACGUUUGUCCCCCGCGAUCACGACGUAGCGCACGAACGUUUGUUCGCAGAUUAUUUUGCCGAGAAUCCAAGGUGGGGCCCGAAUAUUUUUCACCGCCGUUUUAGAAUGAGCCGAGAUCUUUUUCUCCGCAUUGUGCACAUGUUGGAGGGUCGUGAUGAGUACUUCCAGUAUCGGGAAGACGGGAUCGGCAGACCCGGACUUACGCCUUUGCAGAAGUGCACGGUUGCGAUCCGUCAGUUGGCCUACGGCACAACAGCGGAUAUGUUCGACGAGUACCUCCACGUCGGGGAUACAACUGGCCGCGAAUGUCUGAAGAAAUUUUGUAAGUUAGUUGUGGAGGCUUUUGGCGACACAUAUUUGCGACGCCCGAUUCCUGACGAUUGCCAGAGCUCUGAUGCGGAUGCACGAGACGGUGCACGGCUUUCCGGGAUGCUAGUGGAGCAUCGAUCUGUAUGCACUGGCAGUGGAAGAAUUGCCCGACGGCCUGGAGAGGCCAAUUUACUAGCGCUGGCUACAAGGGCAAACACCCGACGAUGA
Salvia hispanica is the source of this 708-nucleotide messenger RNA. The record is from RefSeq and is a predicted model, not a curated record. NCBI's taxonomy places the organism in Eukaryota, Viridiplantae, Streptophyta, Magnoliopsida, Lamiales, Lamiaceae.